AUGACGGCAUAUCCGCUAGGAAAUGGAAAACUUGGAGCAAUGCCGCUUGGGGUGGUAGGGGAGGAUAUCGUGGUACUCAACGAACAUAGUCUUUGGGCCGGAGGCCCUUUCCAGAGUCCGGAUUACAUUGGCGGCAACCCACCGGCUCCGGUCUAUACGGCCCUUCCCGGCAUUAGAGAGACGAUUUGGAAGACUCAAAUCAACAAUGACAUCAGUGCUCUGUAUGGGGAUCCUGCAUACUACUAUUAUGGCAACUACGAGACCCUAGGCAAUCUCACCGUCAACAUUGCGGGAGUCAGCAAAUACACAUCUUAUAACCGCGCGCUGGAUCUUGAAACUGGCAUUCACACCACCGAGUUCAAGGCAAACGGGGCCAAGUUCACCAUAACUACCUUUUGCACGUUCCCCGACCAAGUCUGCGCUUACAACAUCCAGUCCAGCAAGCCGCUCCCUGCUGUGACAAUUGGACUGCGGGACUCUUUACGAAGCAACCCAGCGUCCAACCUGACUUGCGACGCGAAUGGAGUGCAUUUGAGAGGCCAAACCCAGCAGGAUAUUGGCAUGAUCUUUGAUGCCCGCGCCCAACUCAUCAACCGACCUAAGCGAGCGACGUGCACGUCAUCUCAUGGUCUCUCCGUUCCGUCGGACGGCAGAACGACUUCUCUCACUGUCGUGUACGCUGCUGGGACCAACUAUGAUCAGAAGAAGGGAACCAAGGCGAGCAACUACUCUUUCAAGGGCGUCGACCCAGCGCCAGCUGUUCUCUCGACGAUUAAGAAGGUCUCCCAAAAGAGCUUCAAUAGCAUGUAUAAUGCGCAUAUAAAGGACCACAAUGGUUUGUUCAGCCAAUUCAGCCUGGACCUCCCAGACCCCGAGAAGUCGGCUUCCGUGCCGACGGCGACGCUGAUGGAAAAUUACGACUACGACCUCGGCGACCCAUUUGUUGAGAAUCUCCUCUUCGACUAUGGAAGGUACCUUUUCAUCGGCUCCUGCAGAGAUGGGUCGCUGCCUCCCAAUCUGCAGGGUAUUUGGACGGAAUCGCUCACUCCGGCCUGGAGCGCAGACUAUCACGUCGAUGUGAACGUCCAGAUGAACCACUGGCACACUGAGCAAACUGGCCUUGGAGAGAUUCAGGGCCCCCUGUGGGACUUCAUCAUCGAUACAUGGGUGCCUCGAGGAACAGAAACAGCUGCAUUGCUGUAUGACGCCCCAGGAUUUGUUGGAUUCAGCAACCUCAACACAUUCGGUUUCACGGGCCAAAUGAACGCCGCUGUGUGGUCCAACUACCCAGCCUCUGCUGCUUGGCUGAUGCAAAACGUCUGGAACCGAUACGACUACAGCCGCGAUACGCACUGGUGGAAGACGGUCGGAUAUCCUCUCAUGAAAUCCAUUGCCGAGUACUGGAUCCACGAGAUGGUGCCCGAUCUGUAUUCCAACGACGGCACCCUCGUCGCGGCUCCUUGCAACUCACCGGAGCACGGCUGGACGACAUUCGGCUGCACACACUACCAGCAGCUCGUGUGGGAAGUUUUUGACCAUGUGAUCGAGGGCUGGGAAGCCUCAGGCGAUAAGAACACCACGUUCCUCGAGACCGUCAAGGAGACCCAGUCGAAGCUGUCUCCAGGAAUCAUCAUUGGCUGGUUUGGUCAAAUCCAAGAAUGGAAAAUUGGUUGGGAUCAACCCAACGACGAGCAUCGCCACCUUUCCCACCUCGUCGGCUGGUAUCCCGGCUACAGCAUCGGCACACACAUGUGGAAUAAGACCGUCACAGACGCCGUCAAUGUCAGUUUGACAGCCCGAGGCAACGGCACGGCAGACUCAAACACCGGCUGGGAGAAAGUCUGGCGAGUCGCCUGCUGGGCGCAGCUCAACAACACUGACAUCGCGUACACAUACCUCAAAUAUGCCAUUGACAUGAACUACGCAAACAACGGCUUCUCCGUCUACACCACAGGCAGCUGGCCAUACGAGCUCGCAGCGCCCUUCCAGAUCGACGCCAACUUUGGAUACAGCGCUGCCGUGCUGGCGAUGCUCAUCACCGACCUGCCAGUUCCGUCUGCGUCCAAGGCUAUCCACACCGUCAUCUUGGGGCCGGCCAUUCCGCCAGAGUGGAAGGGCGGCUCUGUUCGGGGCAUGCGUAUCAGAGGCGGAGGAUCCGUCGACUUUUCGUGGGACGAUAAUGGCUUGGUAAAUAAGGCGAAGCUGCACAACCAUAAGGAGGCGAUUAAGAUCGUCGAUGUGAACGGCAAGGUCUUGAUUCAUCAGUGA
Messenger RNA from Trichoderma reesei QM6a, 2268 nucleotides. RefSeq names its product glycoside hydrolase family 95. Gene Ontology annotation, molecular function: alpha-L-fucosidase activity. The record is from RefSeq and is a predicted model, not a curated record. Gene Ontology annotation, biological process: carbohydrate metabolic process. The transcript has 10 exons. NCBI's taxonomy places the organism in Eukaryota, Fungi, Ascomycota, Sordariomycetes, Hypocreales, Hypocreaceae. Bases 1 to 2268 code for a protein of 755 amino acids.